UGGGAACGAUGAUGAUGAGCGGGGAGCGCUUGUUGGGAACGAUGAUGAUGAGCGGGGAGUGCUUGUUGGGAAUGAUGACGAUGAGCGGGGAUUGGUUGUUGGGAACGACGAUGAUGAGCGGGGAUCGGCUUUUGGGAACGAUGACGACGAGCGGGGAUCGGCUGUUGGGAACGAAGACAACGAUCACGGAUCGCUUUUUGGGAACGAAGACGACGAUCAGGGAUCGCUUUUUGGGAACGAAGACAUUGGCCAUAGAUUGGCUUUUUCUGAUGUGCUUUUUAACAAAUUCCCCUCUUAAUCACUGGGAUAUUACGCCUUGUUUCUUUAUUCUGCUGAAUCCUUCCUGACGUCUCUGCAAGGCAAAGCUCAUUUCCUCAGCUCUCUAUAAUGUUAAUUGCACGGGUGUCAUUGAGAACACUGUCCUGUUCUCUUGUCUACAUGGUGUGCUGUUGUGGUCAAUUGAUUCUGUCUUUUUUCAGCUCAGUGGUCAGUUUUGCAGGUUCGAUUUGUACCAGUGAGCACCACUGCUCUGGGGAACAUGCAAAUAUUUGUCAUAGAUUGUAAGACUUGUAAUUUAGUCUGACAGUGGUUUAAAUCUUAAAGAUUUCAGGCUUGUUGGUCUUCACUGAGGACUCCAUCAUCAGAAAAUGGUCAAACAUCUAGAAAACAAAUUCUGUGUAUGGUUUGUGGAGUGUUUUGAAUUUUUUUCUUUGAACCUUUAAUGCUGUUAAUUUAAUGAUAUCUCAGGUUUCCUCUUGUGUGAAUGAGUCGUAAGAAUAGUGUUGCUACGGGGGUUUUUCAGGCUUGGUGGUUGAUGGAUGAAGAUAUUUGUCUUGGAGGGAGAGGCUAUUUCUGGCUUUGUACAAUAUCAUCUGGAAAUUGAGCUAGAAUGAUUCUGGGCUUCAUUACACAUACUAAAAGUAUCACACUCACCCUAGCAUGUGGUAAAGACAUUAGACUGAUCUUUUUUUCACGUUUAUUUGCAGCUGUUUUUGGAGGACACUUCUAUGUGAAAUAUGACCCAAGCCAUGCAAUGAAAUUAAGAUAACUGUAAUUUUACAUGGCCGAAAAAUAAACACUGAAACACAGGUUCCACUCCGGUCAGCUAAGAACAGGAAUCAGCCAGGAAGCUACAUUAGGCACAGACUCACCGAAACAGAACGGUUGACGAUUAGAAAAAAACCAUGGCCUGGUCUUUUCCCAAUCUUCAACUGUAGUCAAAUGUAGUCUCAGAUUUCUGUUCUUAGCUGACAAGAGUGGUCAGGAUUUGGUCUUGUGCUAUCGUAGCCCAUCCACUUCGAAGUUCGAUGUAUUGUGCAUUCUGAGAUGCUUUUCUGCUCACUACGUUUGUAAAGAGUGGUUCUUUGAGUUACUGUAGACUUCCUGUCAGCUGAAACAUGCUUGAAACCAUUCUCCUCUGACCUCUCUUAUCAUCGAAAUGGGAUUUCCGCCUGCAGAACUGCUUCUUACUGGAUGUUUUUUGGUUUUUGCGCCAUUCUGUGUAAACUCUAAUUGUGCAUGAAAAUCUCAGGAUCAGCCAUUUCUGAACUGCUCAAACCAACCCAUCAAUUGACCACUUUUUAGCCAUCAAUUAAGUUUCCAGACAACUAAACCACAGGGUUAGACAGCGCUGUGGAGUUUUUCCUUGCCUGUUGGGAUAGCCAAUGAAUUGAAGAAUUGUCCACCAAAAUUAAUUAAACUUUUCUUUUUUGUUAAACUGUAAUUGUUGUGUUAAUGUUGAUAUAUAUUUUUUUAAUGAAAUUUCAAAUGUCACCCAGACUUAGCCGCUGCCUCAGCAAGUUGCCUCGUGUGCUGCACUGCUUUAAGGCAAGAGAGACAUUUUCAUUCUUUCUUAUCUAAAAUGCUUGCCCUCGGGUUCGUCCUGACGGUUCGGAAACAGUGCAUUUCUCAUGCUUUAGUUUUGUGGAAGAGGUCACGUCUGAUGUGUGUGGAUUAGGCCAAACCAGCUGACAUUUCGGUGUCCAUUAAGCUUGGCAUUUCUUCCGUCUGAAGUAGCUUUCAGCCUUAUAUAAUGUGUAGAUUUUUUUCCCGCUUUCGUCCAGGGGCUUAAAGCGGCACUGAUCUACGGUGUGUGUCUGUGUCUGUGUGUGUGUGUGUGUGUGUGGGGGGGGAGACAGAAGGACUUGUGAGUGUUGUGUGGAAGAGUUGGGUUUGUAUCCCUUACAGGAGAACUUAGAAGGAAACAGUGUUGUGUAAUAUGUAAGUAAUAAAAAUGCAGAGGCACUGAAAUUCGAAUGUUGCAAUAUAUGAACACUUUGCACUUUUUCUUUUUUUCCUGUGUUGCAUUCUUGCAAGAAAAUAAACACUGUUAAGAAAGUCAUUGAGUAAGUAUGCGUGUGUGUAAAAGUGUGGCGGAAAGCCAAGGCUAACUUGACCUAUGUAUUUUGGCAUGCUUUGCUGUGCUCGCUGUGUGAGGAGAGAUGGAAAUGGUUGAUAAUGCAGUAGAUAACUCCUGCCGUCCCCCACCUGCUGAUAAGCGAAGUGAGGUGGUAUUUACUUGUAGGUAAAUGGAAAUAAAUGCAGAGUAAAUGGUGAACUUCAAAGACCCAAGCAUUUAUCUUGUUUAUAUCCUUCAGGAGUGCACAGUAUAAAACACGAUGAUAAAUUCAAGAACACAGCUAAGUCAGUGUUUUUGUUUAAUAGUUAAUGAGUAAUAAGAUAAUGCCCUUAUUCAUCAGAGUUGCGUAGAAACACACACAGAUUAAAGCAAGUACAUAGUACUGCAGGUAAAAGUGUCAAAUGUGAGAAUUCACAGCUUCAUUCUACUGGACAUUAUCAGAAAGAUUAAUGAUGACCUACAUGAUGAUGUGUCUUAUUUUUAAAUUUACUGCUAAGUGGGUGUGUCAUGAGGAAGGUUUUUUUUUUUUUCGUGUAUACCAGUCGAUUAAAAUUCAGACUAGUAUCAUAUGUUAAAACAUGGCAGAAAACUCAAACAACAGAAAAGCAUCUCAUUUACAUUUAUGGCAUUUGGCAGACACCCUUAUCGAGAGUAACUUUCAUUUAUGUCAUUUUUAUACAACUGAGCAGUUGAGGGUUAAGGGCCUUGCUCAAGGGCCCAGCAGUGGCAGCCCUGGGAUUUGAACUCACAACCUUCUGAUCAGUAGUCUAACACCUCAACCACUGGGCUACCACUGCCCACAGCUCACAUCUCUCAUCGGACAACAUGCCAAGCAGUAGAAGACCACACUGGGUUCCAGUCCUGUCAAAAAACAAAACAAAACAAAAAAAAAACAGGAAUCUGAGGCUACAAUGGGCGAAACUGGACAGUUGGGAAACUGUCUCCUGUUCAUUAUCCAAUCUUCAAUUGUCCACUUUCAGUUAUCCUGCAGACUCAGCUUCCUAUUCUUGGCUAAACGGUUUGGAACCCAAAGUGGCCUUCUGCCUUUGUAGCUCAUCUGCUACACAUGUUUUGUGCGUUUUGAGAUGUUUUUCUGCUCACCACAUUUGUAAAGAGUAGCUAUUUGAGAUACCGGAGUCUUCCUGUCUGCUGAAUGAACCAGCGUGUUUAUCCUCCUUUCACCUCUCACAUCGACAAGGCAUUUGUGCCUCACACUGGAUGUUUUUCACACCAUUCUGUGUAGAGACUGUUGUGCGUGAAAAUCCCAGGAGAUCAGCGGUUUCUGAAAUACUUAGACCAGCCCGUCUGGCACCAACAACCAUGCCACGGUCAGAGUUACAGAGUAUCCCCGUUCUGGAUUUGCAUGAUUUUAUGCAUUUCACUGCUGGCACAUGAUUGGUUGAUUGGAUCAUUUUAUGAAUGAGCAGGAGUACAGGUGUUCCUAUUAAAGUGGUUAUUUUUUAUUUUGUAGAAGGGAAAAUAUGAUGUAAUCUCUCCAUGUGCAACCUCUAAAAAAGAAAAAAGACUGACGGCAGAUUUAGAAAAAGAAGUAAAAAUCCCAGAGAUACUUCACUAAAAAUGACAUUACCUCUAACAUUACCUCUAACCUCUACAUGUAAAACUAAUCCAAUCCGAACUGGGCUUUAGUCUGGCUGCAGCACUGUGUUAGAACCCAUUUCUGCAUCCGUUGGGAUGAAAGUGUCAUCUACUAUGAAUAAAUGUAAAUGUAGGUAUUUCUGGAUAAUGUUUUCUAUCAUCACUACUAUAAAUUGCAUGGGCUUGUCAAGUUAACGAAAGCAAAUCUGCCAAUAAUGAAGACUAUAAAUAUUUAUACAGUCCCACUGGAUAGGUUGGAUAUGUAACAUCCUCUUUUUCCCUGCCAGGUGCGUUUCCUUUCUCUGUUCUCGUCUCUUUGUUUGUUCGUUCACUGAUACGAAAGGUCCUGACGCUUUCUUCCUGCAGGCUGCCUCGAGAUUCGGUCUCACACAGCUCACGUGUGGACAAGCGAACAUGGACAUGUCUAAAGCAGGGAAAUUCUGCGUGCAUUCAGGUGCACUUGCGUCAUUCGCUGAAUAACAUUUGGAGCUCACAUUGCAGCCUUGAUGCUGCUCUAUUCAGCAAGAACAUCCUGCUGGAUAUUAAGUGUUUUUUUCUUUUCUUUCUUUUUUUUUUUUCUUCAAUGCUUCUGUUUCAGACUUCAAAUCUUUUCAGACUUGCAGCCUGUUGAGGUCAUUAAGAGUUGAAGCAGCGACCCGAGGGCCCGAGGGUUUGUUUCUGCGUUAUUUUGGGAUACUUCAUGCUGGAUGUUUUCCUGCAGGAACUUUUUAGGUCCGUAUUUAUCAUUCCGUUGAGAGAGGGAUCUAUUGGAGAGGUGUUUGUCAGGUUAAUGGUAUGCAUCUAGCAGCACAGGAAAAAGCAGCCAGGCCGGAUUAUUCUCAUUCACACCCUGCUAUUGCUCAAACCUUUCCCCUCUGUGCUCUGAUUGGUGCCUGCGCUUCCUAACUACUGAUCUGAAGUCAGGUGGGUGGGGCACGGUGUGUGUGUGUGUGUAUAUGUGUGUGUGCGCUCAACAGGAAACGAGUUGAGGUUUCUGAGUUGAGCAGGGUUAGUCCGUGGGUGUGCUGUGCUGUGCUGUGCUGUCUCGCGUCUCUCUUCAGCUGGACACGAUUGAAGGUUCUUCGUACCAGAUGAGGAACAAUGCUGGCCAUGGACCAAGGUGUGGUGGAGGAAUGGCUGUCUGAGUUCAAGACGCUUCCUGAGACAGCCAUCUCCAGCUACGCUGCAUCACUGAAGGAAAAGGCUUCACUGGUCCCUGCACUCUAUAAAGUUAUCCGAGAGAACUACAGCGACCUCUUAGAGCCGGUAUGUCACCAGCUGUUUGAGUUCUACCGGAGCGGAGAGGCUCGUCUUCAGCGCUUCACCCUGCAGUUCCUGCCUGAGCUGGUGUGGAGUUACCUGUCAGUGAGCGCCGGCCGGAACCUUCACCACAGCGGCUGCAUCGAGGCUCUUCUGCUCGGCAUCUACAACCUGGAAAUAGUUGAUAAAGAUGGUCAAAGCAAAGUGUUAUCCUUCACUGUCCCCUCCUUAUCCAAACCAUCAGUGUACCAUGAGCCUUCUGCCAUCGGCUCCAUGGCCCUCACCGAAGGAGCUCUAGCCAAUCACGGGCUUAGUCGAGUUGUUUACAGUGGACCGCACCUCCAGAGAGAGACGUUCACAGCACAGAACAGGUUUGAAGUGCUGACGUUCCUGCUGCUUUGCUACAAUGCUGCUCUGAGCUACGUGAACAGUUCUUCCCUCCAGUCUCUGUGUCAGCUCAGCUCCAGAGUGUGUAUCUGUGGCUAUCCGAGGCAGCAGGUUCGGCGGUAUAAAGGCAUCAACAGCAGGAUGAUUGUGACGUCAGAGUUCCUGGUCCAGCUGAUCACGGGCAUUCACUUUGCUCUGUGUAACGGAGAGCCUGAUUUGGGCUCCAAAGCUCUGGAUGACGUUCUGUAUCGAGCUCAGUUGGAGCUUUACCCAGAAGUCUUGCUGUUGGGAAACGCUAUCAAGUCGUCACUCCGUGGUGCUGCUCUGAAGUCCAAUAAGGAAGGCACGCGGUCCAUCCAGGUCGAGAUCACACCUACUUCCUCACGGAUCUCCAGAAACGCCGUCACCAGUCUCUCCAUCCGCGGCCACCGCUGGAAACGGCACGAUGCAGUGGAUCUGGGUUCCCCGGAAGAGCUGAUGGAGAUCUCGGAGGUGGACGAGGGCAUCUGCACACAGGCCGCCGUGAAGGAGGGCAGCCCCCCGAUCAUCGUGGUGAGCAGCACCAACGUCACGCCAAGCAUCGGGAAAACAGCUGGCAAGGGCCUGCGGCGCCUUACGGGCAGCAGAUCCAGCAAGGACAAAGAAAGAGAGAAGGAGAAAGAGGGGGAGGUCUCACGCAAGCAGUCGUGCGGCCGGGCCAUGAGCGAGAACUUGGAGCUGCUCUCGCUCAAGCGCCUCACGCUCACCUCCAGCCAAUCAGUGCCUAAAGGGGGUGCGCUGAGCCUCUCGCGCACGGCCAGCGCCGCCUUCUCUCGCUCCUUUGAGCAGGUCAGCAACGCGCUGGGCGUGGCCAACCGGGCAUCAAGCCCCGCCUCUAAUCACAGCCCCAAGGAGAACAGGCACUCGGCCUGCAGCCUGCAAGAGGAAGCCUACGUAGAUCACCUGAGCCCAGCUAACGUCAGCCUGCAGCUCAGCCCAGACGUGUGACGGUACUGAUUCACUCCCAGACCUGCCGAAUUUUGAGCCAUACUUUCACUGGUGUCCUAAAAGUACUCGCAGUUUAUUUCUUUGAGGAAUCAAGAGACCACUCCUGCCCCCCCGGUGGCAAAUCAAAACUGUUGCACCUUAAAGAAACUCCAGUCCUUUUUAUUUUUGUGGUGUGUCUUCAAUGAAGCUGUGUUUAAAAAUAUGUGUGUUAAAAAAAAAAAUAAUAAAUCCACUUUUUCUCAUUUGUACCAUGAACUUGAUACUGUGGAUCGUGUGUAAAAGUCUGACUUCGGGUUGUUAAAGAUAUUUUUGAUGCUGUAUUGAUUUGUCUUGGAGAGUGUUUAUGCUCAAGUAGCUUUCCAUCCAAACAGGGUGUUGAUUAUAUAUGCAAAGGAUGAUCCCUUUGCUUUUUAAGUGUGUGUGCGUGUGUGUGCGUGCGCGUGGCUGAUAAAAUAAAUUCGGGGUGAUUUUUCACUGCCUUCCUUUAUGUACUGGGCUUUAAAGAAAGCCAUCAGUAUUAAACUAACACUCCUGAUACUUUGGCAAUAUAUUGUUUUUUUUUUUUUUUUUUUAAACCCCGAAUACUGAAGUCCCAAUCAAAAGUGAUAGAAUUUAAGACUAAAAUGUAGUAUUUGUUUACAUGUUACAACAUCUUCAUGUUGUAUUUCUGAAGCAAUAGCAUUGUUUUGGCAACAGAAUCUGACUUUUGUAUUGACACUGAUGUUUUUUGUACACAGUAUAAUGAUUGUGGUGUUGCACCGAAGCAGAAUCCAGUAUUAAUGUGACUCGAAGGUUGAAGACUCCGAAUCAGUUUGUGGGACAGCCAAAUUAUGUUUUCACCAUUUAAUUAUUAUUGUUAUUAUUAUUAUUAUUAUUAUUAUUUUUUAAAAUCCUUGUCUCAUCCUGUUCAGUGUGAUCUCUACUGUUUGGAGGAGUUUUGUGAUUUUGAUAAUGAGCUGUCGGAUUGUCUUUAAUGAGCAACUCUGACAAAACACUGUGGUAUUGUAAUGAACUGGUGUGUCUAUUUUGGAAAAAUAAAAGCCAUGAUUUUUUUUUUUUUUUUUCCUCUCCAGUUUUGAAAAUGUUUUACAAUAAAUAUCUGGUCUGAAAAGUUGAUGCUUAUUUUAGGUUGUUUUCUUUUUUUUAUUAAUAAAUUGGAAUGGUUGAACAGAAA
Messenger RNA from Pangasianodon hypophthalmus (striped catfish), 7763 nucleotides. RefSeq names its product hyccin PI4KA lipid kinase complex subunit 1 (gene hycc1). Gene Ontology annotation, cellular component: plasma membrane. The transcript is spliced from 11 exons. Lineage: Eukaryota; Metazoa; Chordata; Actinopteri; Siluriformes; Pangasiidae. The record is from RefSeq and is a predicted model, not a curated record. Gene Ontology annotation, biological process: phosphatidylinositol phosphate biosynthetic process; protein localization to plasma membrane. Bases 5057 to 6589 code for a protein of 510 amino acids.